Biomphalaria glabrata is the source of this 1059-nucleotide messenger RNA. RefSeq lists its product as uncharacterized. Gene Ontology annotation, cellular component: membrane. The transcript has a single exon. The record is from RefSeq and is a predicted model, not a curated record. Bases 1 to 1059 code for a protein of 352 amino acids. NCBI's taxonomy places the organism in Eukaryota, Metazoa, Mollusca, Gastropoda, Planorbidae.
AUGGCUACAGGCAAUGCUGGCAACGCAUCCAUAACUAAUCUGACAGAAACAACAUUUCUGAAAAAUGAUAACUCGCUGUACUGUUUUCGCGGAACACUAGAUUACAUCCAGCAAUUUCAACUGUUCUUGUGUUUCAUCAACCCGGUGUUCGCUCUCAUUGGUCUGAUCUUAAACAUUAUCAGUAUGAUCAUACUCCACAAAAAUCAACUCAAGAAGCCAUCCAACUUACUUCUGUUCGCCCUUAUGGUAGCUGACACAAUGAACAUGAUGGUUAAUCUUAACUUCUCGUACAUGCUCAAGUAUUUUGGCCCGGUAAAGACCAAACCAGGUUACUGCACAUGGGAAUACGGCAUUACUGUGAACACCAUUAUCUAUGGGUAUUAUCAACUAUGCUUCUUUAUAGGUACUUGGGGGCAUUGCGUGAAUGCCACCAUACCAGUCAUCAUCACCCUGGAAAGAGCUUUAGCAGUUUUUUUACCGGUCACUUUUACUAAGCUGGUUACGACCAGAUCAGCGUUAGUUAGUUGUAGUUUGGUUUACAUUGGCUGGUUAGUUUGGAAUUGCUUCACCGCAUCAAUUGGCAAAGUGGUCCAUAUUGAAGUUUCCAGUGGGAAGUUUGUUUCUAUCAACACCGCCACAGACUUCUUCCGGCAGAACUACGCCCUCAUUUAUAUCUUCUACGUAUAUGUGGCCGAAUCUUUGGCUUCUUGGGUGCCCAUAUGUUUGGUUAUCCUAGGGUGCAUCGCCAUCGGAAUACGCGUCCGAGUUUCCCUUUUGCGACGGAAACGUCUGUCGGGGAUAAAAGCAAAGUUGAAGUGGUCGCCACGGACGACUCGGACUCUGGUGACCACGUGUUUGAUAUUUGCCGUGACGCACGCUGUCAAUUCAUUUAUCUCAGCCUUCGUGCCAAUCAGUGACACCACUCCAGUCCUGACAUACUUUCUGGUGUAUCUGGCAGAGUUCAUCAAUCUGAUCAAUUGUUCUAGUAAUUUCUUUGUCUACGUUCUCUGCAACAGAAAUCUCUGGAAUAUUUUCAAAGAUCUCAUUACAUGGCCUUAA